AUGGCUAAAGAGCAGCUGACGAAGAAGCUCCUGCCGCAGCUUCUGCGCUUCGUCACCGAAGACCAGCGCGCCCUGCAGGACGCAGGAGAGCUGUUGUCGUUCUUCGUGCAGCGGCACUUUCCUGAGAACAAGCAGCUGGCAGAGCUGGCUAAGAAGCCCUCCCCUGGCCAGCUCUUCAAGCAGCUGCUUGGAGCCCUUGAGCAAGAACUCAGCAAGGAGGAGAAAGACUCGGAGGAGGAGAAGGAGGAAAAAGAUCGCGGUGAUAGAGGCAGAGAGCGCAGCCGCGAUGCAAGCUUGGACAAGGAAAAGAGAUUCAGAGACGAUAGAGACGGCCGCUACCGAGAUGACCGCGACCAUGGUCGCGAGCGCCGGGAUGCCCGCGACCCCCGGGAUGCCCGGGACGCCCGCGACCGGGACGGCCGGGACGGCCGGGAUGGCCGGGAUGGCCGGGAUGGCCGGGAUCGGGAUGGUCGUGACGGCCGUCGCGACGAUCGAAGGGAUGAUCGUCGGCAUGAUGACCGACGCGACCGCGGAGGUGGAGGCGGAGGCGGUCGGCCCGGUGACCGGCCUGGCGACCGGCGAGAGCCCAGGCGUGCAGGAGGAGGAGGAGGACAUCAUGAUCGGCCUCGGCAGGAUCGGCGCGACGAUGGCGGCUACCGAGAUCGCCGUGACGGGAAGGGUGGCAAAGGCGGCGGCCGAGGCCGCAGCCGGAGCCGCCGGUGA
Effrenium voratum is the source of this 723-nucleotide messenger RNA. NCBI's taxonomy places the organism in Eukaryota, Dinophyceae, Suessiales, Symbiodiniaceae. The record is from the annotation of a GenBank genome assembly.